GAACGUUGAGGUUAUGGACAACUUCGUGAAAAUCGAGAAGAUAGGGGAGGGAACGUACGGGGUGGUCUACAAGGCCCGGGACAAGCUGACCGGGAAGCUGGUGGCGCUCAAGAAAAUCCGUCUAGAAACGGAAAAAGAAGGUGUCCCGUCUACCGCCAUUAGGGAGAUAUCGUUAUUAAAAGACCUCGCACAUCCAAACAUCAUACAGUUGUUCGACGUCGUGGACGGCAACAAUCAUCUGUACCUCGUGUUCGAAUUUCUGCAGCAGGAUCUGAAAAAGCUGUUAGAUUCCGUUAAGGGCGGUCUAGAACCAGCUCUCGUUAAGAGCUACCUGUCCCAAUUGCUGAAAGCGAUCUCCUUUUGCCACCUCCGUUGCAUAUUGCACCGAGACUUAAAGCCGCAGAAUCUGUUGAUAGACCGUGAGGGCCAUAUAAAGCUGGCCGACUUCGGACUGGCCAGAAUGAUCGGCGUGCCCGUUCGCACUUACACGCACGAGGUCGUCACCCUCUGGUAUCGCGCCCCGGAGGUGCUCCUAGGAACUAAAUUGUACACCUGUGCGCUGGACAUAUGGAGCCUCGGUUGUAUAUUCGCCGAAAUGGCGACCAGGAGAGCUCUAUUUCCCGGCGACUCCGAGAUAGAUCAAUUGUUUAGAAUAUUUCGCAUGCUCGGCACGCCGGACGAAACGAUCUGGCCGGGGGUGUCGCAGCUGCCAGACUUCACGUCUAGAUUCCCAAGAUGGGAAGCGGCUAACAUAGACGACGUUUUACCCACUUUCGACAACGAUGCCAAAGAUUUAAUUUCAGAAAUGCUGACGUACGAUCCUAAUCAGAGGAUUACGGCAAGAGUGGGAUUAAAUCAUCCUUAUUUCGCUGGGGUCAAAUUAGUUCCACCUCCACUGCCAAAAAAAAACUUGUGUACAUUUAUGGCCGAUUGAAUCACUGUAUUUUUAUAGACUUUUACAUGAAACUUAAAUGCGCAAUAUUUUUGGAGAGAAUUUUAAACUGCGAGUGUGUGUUCAAAAGUAUGUUAGAUUCUAAAUAUAGAUAUAUAUAUAUAUAUAUUUUUACUAUAAAUCUCACACAUAUAUAUAUGUAUAUAUUAAUUUUUGAUUUAUCAGUAUUAUCUUCCAUGCCCUCCUUCUCAUCCAUUCUCCACUUAUUGCACAAUGACAUAUUUCAAUUAUAUUUUUUUAAUUUUAAUUGUAUAUAUUGCGUAUAUAUUUUUUAUUUAUAUAUAUUUUUGA
Wasmannia auropunctata (little fire ant) is the source of this 1243-nucleotide messenger RNA. RefSeq names its product cyclin-dependent kinase 2-like. NCBI's taxonomy places the organism in Eukaryota, Metazoa, Arthropoda, Insecta, Hymenoptera, Formicidae. Gene Ontology annotation, molecular function: cyclin binding; ATP binding; cyclin-dependent protein serine/threonine kinase activity. The transcript has 5 exons. Gene Ontology annotation, cellular component: cytoplasm; cyclin-dependent protein kinase holoenzyme complex; nucleus. The coding region runs from base 14 to 934 and encodes 306 amino acids. Gene Ontology annotation, biological process: regulation of G2/M transition of mitotic cell cycle; protein phosphorylation; G1/S transition of mitotic cell cycle. The record is from RefSeq and is a predicted model, not a curated record.